CCUUUUAAAUAGCGCGCGCUUUGAUUCACACCUAGGUUCCUGCCUGGAGGUAUUGGUGAUCCACUGCUACUAGACACGAAAGCCCGUUAAGCGAAAGCUUCUAUCCCUUCCACAACCAUUUGAAUCAUUCGAACCACUUGCCCCUUUACUGCCCGGCACUUUUGGAAAAUGACCAAAAAGUCAAGGGAUGACCUCCUAAGCUUUCUCAAGGCUGUCGGCAAAAACUAUGAAUCAAGAAAUUUUCUUGAGAAGGACAAUGAAUUCUCAUCAGUAGUUAGUGAUUUAGUGUUUGAACUGGGAAAAUCUCACGAUGUCUCUUCGAAUGUUUAUCCACUUACAGAUGAGUAUGAAUAUGCCAAUUUCGCAAGCGGCUUGGAAAAGUUUCUGAUAUCUUAUGGUUGUCCAUAUUCAGCGCUAACGGAAGGACCUAUUUGUGACCGCUUUUCUUCUGUUAAAAAUCGUAGUUUGCUUUUACAAUAUCUAUGUUCGGAGAUAAUGGCUACUAGACAAUUGUCUACAUUGAAGUCUGUUGGUAAACAAAGUAAUGAACAUCAUCUCAUGGAUGUGGAUAGUUCAGAGGAUAAUGUAGAAAUUCUAUCCUGUUUGCAGAAAGCGUUUAAAGCUCUUGGCUUAAAAAUGCCUCCUGAUGACUCAGCAUCUACUGUAAUAUAUUCUUGUCUUCAAAAAGGUAUAUCCGAUAGUCUUUCAAGAUGCCCACCCAAUCAUAUGGGGAAAUCAAUUAUCCCACUGACUGGUAUUAGUGAUCGUCAAUGGUCACAGAUAAUACGUAUCGCAGCAUUACUACAACAACAAUAUUCCAGUCGCCAAGCUACUCUUUUAAAACGUUUAGAUGUUACUGUACAAAGUUUCAAAUGGUCAGAUAAAGCGAAAUCUAGUUUAGACAAAAUCACUACUGUAUAUAAUCAAAUCCGUGAGAGAAUGGGUCUAAUUCCAUAUCCUGGCAUUCCUAAUGUCUUAGCUGUACGUGACAACAUGAUAUUACAAAUUGAAAAGACGAGCGGUACCAAUGCACGUCGUUAUACAUCAUGUGAACUGAACAAAAUUUUAAUUGGUAAAGUGGUAGAGCAUGGGAAUUGGAGCCUCCUCCACCUGAAAUGCCUGCUUUUAAACAACGUCAACCAGAUAGGGGUGGUGGUACACAGAGAGGUAGUCGCGGUGGUGGUGGCGACGGCCAUUAUGGCGGUCGUGGGGGUUUUCAGGGUGGUAAUAGUGGUUAUAGUUGUGAUGGAUCUUGGAAUGGUGGAAGAUGUGUUGUUGGCAGCAAUAUCAGUAGCAGAGGAGUUGGUGGUGGUUAUGCUCAAAUGUAUGGUCAGACGACGCCAUACAUGAGCAAUGGAAGAGGUGUAGCAUUGGGUGAUGGUUAUGUGACUGAUCCGUAUCAAAUGGCUUCAAUCAACCAACAAAUGGGUGGUAUGAUGUUAUUUGAGCCUGGCUUAUCUUCUGCUUCACAUCAAGAUUUUGUCUUUCAAGUAAGGGAUUGUAACAUUGUUGCUAUUAUUAUAUUGACCCCCUAUCCACAAUAAUACUGUGAUGGUUUCAGAUCGAAAUAAAUGGUGACUUUAGUGUCCAGAGGAAACGAUUGGUUUAUAACCAACAGGUGUGACAUUCAAAUCCCCAACUUUUAUCUACUUUAGUUUGGACAAAUGGGUGGUAUAAUUAGUCUUUAUAAACGCAGAUGGUACGUGACUGAAAGUCGACUGCAAAGAGCUGCAUUAUUUGUGUUGCCAUCGAUCGACCAAAUAUAUCAUAAUUUCGUGCUUAUAAAUGUUGUAUAUUCCCAAUUUGAAGCACAUGAACUUGGUGUGAGUGUGACUAGUCACAAAAUUUAACUAGCAGACCAUGUGACAUUUAACUAAGUUGUUGUGUACCACUAUCAUACAGAGCACUACGUGAACCCAUCAGUGUUUUCUAGUACGAUUUUCCAUGGAAGGUUUUCACAGUCGAUUUUGUGUUCUGGUUGUCGAUAAGGAGGUGUUAAUCGAAAGUUAAAUCAAAUGACUUUGGACUAACCGUUACGUAAUAACGGUUGGAUAAAAUUGUGAGCAAAUCCAUGAUAUCAUUUUGCUUGGUAUUCGUCAUCAAUGUACAUCUAGAUUACCGAAGGAGCCGAGACUCUCCACAGGAUUACAACCCACAUCAAUGCAGAUAAAUAUAGUCCACAAAAUAAACGUCAACAAAGAUUAUGUAAUAGGCAGUCUUAGUAGUAUUGAUCACCGUACAACAAACUAAAUGUUGAUUUGUAAAGAAUCAGUUCGAAGUUUCAGAAUUACGGAAUGUCUAUAAGGUUCAGGAUGUACAGAAACGAUAACCUCUAUCCUACUGAGACCACUUGUGAGCUAUAGAGUACGACUAUCGCGCUUAACCGAUACAGGAUACCUACACCUCAUAACGCACUUCAAGCCAAAUGUCUGUGAUUUCGAAAAUCAACGCCGCGUUUUCAUUUGGCCAUUACGGGUCUUUCGCUAAAUUCCUCUUGUGUUAAUCAUCACUAUUACACGUCGCACUAGGCAGUGACUAACGUUUAGUAACAACUUGUCCUGAGUUGGACUACAGUUUGUAAAUAAAUCAUCUUCGAAUGCAAAUCAACGGUCAAAGACGUGAUUUGAAUGACAACAUAGACUCGUUUAUUGGGUCGUCUCGAAGUCAAUAAACGUUUGUCUGUAGCCUCGAUCAAGAGAUUACACUAGGAUAUAAACUGUGAAUUUUGUUAGUAAUGUAUUGGACAUACAAUGAAAUAAGUGGUUGAACUAGUUGGGUUUUUCUUGAGGUACCAAUCAAGAAUAUUUUUGUUGGUUCAGUUUGCUGUUUAACUGUUCUGUUAUUUCAAACAUACAAAUCUUUAUUCGUUGACUGGUGAAACAGUAUCUGAGUAUUGUAGUGUUAAAUUAUGUUUUCUCAUUCGUCAACUCAUGUCAGUUGGUACUUGAAUGUCACGCAGAAAAAAACUAGAGGAUCAAUUGGGUUUUGUGGCUUGUGCAGAGUUCCCUAACUGCAUUUGAAGCUGUAAUAUAUUGGUUUUAAGUUUCCACUCUCAACCGCCUUGUCAAUAGGUUUCAAUCCUGAUUAACUUAUCAGAGAUUCGGCUGCUAGGUCGUCAUAGCAUUUCAUCAGUGAUUAGAUUAGCUCCUAAAUAACAUACAAUUGCCAAACUGGUCAAAUUUAAAUUUGCGCAUUCGCAAUUACCUAGAUAAAGACAUCCACUUCUCUGUGACACACCAUAGCAACUUUGUAUUUUGAUAAUAAGAGAAUUGCUUUGUUUGUAAUAUUAGUAUCAAUCAUUGGAGGUGACACCAUUUUCGCAAAGCGUCAAAAAUACACAACUGUCUUUCUAAACGUAGAACUAGUUUCCUGAGCAUACCGAACGACAACUUCAACUAUCGACAUCGUUUUGCAUCUACAAAAAGGCAAACUGGGGUUCAUAAUACAAUGUCUAUUUUACUCAUUGUUAGUGAGUCUUUUAAUUGGUGCAUUUACCGUUAAUGAUGAUAAUCUAUUAUACUUAAGCGUCAUUUCGUUGGAUUUUGUCAUUUAACUAUUUUAUAUUGUACAUAAUAAUGCACUUCAUUUGAAGACUCACAUUAUAAAGCUAUUUCCGUCACUCUGUCACUGGGGUUUGAUGUGAGUAGUAACUUCAUAUUACACAGAUACGCAAAAGGUUUUGUUUAAUAAGGUGACAACACUGAAUAAUGUGUUUGGUAUAUUUUACAACACAGCUCACCUUACUAUGUAUUUUUAUUUUAGACUGAAUUCAAAGCAGAGAGAACUUUAGUAACGACAAUAUAAAACAUAAUAUCAACUUUUGUAACCACUUACUACUAACAUCGGUUUUCUAAAUCUUUCUAUAUGCUCGCCUUUCGAAACUGGUUGUGUCGACAAUCAGUGUUGGUGAGCGAUAGGAUCAAGAAAACGAUCGAUCACAUCAAGGUUAUCGCUUCCAGUCGCCCCCUUUCAAAUUAUAAUUUGUGCUUCUGUUUUCCCACAUGUCAUUCUUUUUCCCUCAAUGCUAUCUUACUGUGUUGUUUAGUAGUAUGCCAUCUCCAAAAAAUGAGAAAAACUGCAUGAAUGCGUAUAAUAUUAGAGAUCAAUUGACAGCAUUUACACGGACCUGUAUUUGUGUAGCACCAGUUGCUAUAAAAGUGUGUUACUAGUUGUUGUAGUUAAAUGUUUUUGAUUGAUGGUGAUAGUUGGAAACUUUGCCAGAUAAUAUAUUUAAUCUCUACCCGUUUUCAUUUUAGCCUACAAAGGGUCCAGUCGUUGGUGAUUUUAAUUACGGAAGAGGUCAACGGGGUGGGCGUAGCAGUCGCGGAAGACCUUAUUAGUAAUGAUACUAUUAUUACCUUGUCUUUUGUUGAUAUAUAUCACUCUUUACUUUCAUCAUUAUGAAUUUUAUUUCAGCUGGUUUAAACGUUUCUUUCUUUCCUUGUCAUAUAUGUACAAUGUUUUGUCUGUCCAUACUGAAUAAAAACGAAUAUUAUUACUUAAUGGAU
This is a messenger RNA of Schistosoma rodhaini, 4508 nucleotides long. The record is from the annotation of a GenBank genome assembly. NCBI's taxonomy places the organism in Eukaryota, Metazoa, Platyhelminthes, Trematoda, Strigeidida, Schistosomatidae.